This is a messenger RNA of Pollicipes pollicipes, 2167 nucleotides long. RefSeq names its product putative dolichyl pyrophosphate Glc1Man9GlcNAc2 alpha-1,3-glucosyltransferase. The record is from RefSeq and is a predicted model, not a curated record. Gene Ontology annotation, biological process: protein N-linked glycosylation; dolichol-linked oligosaccharide biosynthetic process. Bases 825 to 2108 code for a protein of 427 amino acids. Gene Ontology annotation, molecular function: dolichyl pyrophosphate Glc1Man9GlcNAc2 alpha-1,3-glucosyltransferase activity. The transcript is spliced from 5 exons. Gene Ontology annotation, cellular component: endoplasmic reticulum membrane. Lineage: Eukaryota; Metazoa; Arthropoda; Thecostraca; Pollicipedomorpha; Pollicipedidae.
UACCUGUCAGGAUGUGUUGUAACCAAAAACUAUGAGCACAGUUCAGUACAGCACUCCUGUAGAACAGCAGGCAAGUUGCGUCAGUGAGACCCAGGUGUGUGUCGUUCCGUGACCGACCGGUUAGCUGGGAUGAGCAUCGAGCCAGCCAACGGGAUUGACGUCCCGAAUGCUGAACAAGCUCAGGUUGUCCGAACCUGACGCCGACCGCCAAGAUGUGUAUGAUUAGUAUCGGUUCAUCAACUGUGUCUGUACGGUAAGACGUUUCUAGUUGAAGGGAGUGCUCCACAUUUGAAGAUAUCGAAUCAAGCUUCAGAUAUAAUGGAAUGAGCUCAUCUUUACCAUUGACAUCCUUCUAAGUGGAAAAGACUGCUCAAGACAACGCAAUUUCUCUAUAAGUAAAUUUUUCCUCAAUACGUCAUAGACUACAUCAUCGUGCUCUGCACAACAGCGAUUGAGAGCCAAAUGACAGCCAUAUUGUCUGGAAAUCGUGCGCACGAACGCCAGAUAUGGACGACUCGUCAGCUAUUUCUUUCGUGACCUAGAUCGCUGCUUUGCUUAUGUAAUGGUAGGAUCUGAAUGGUGUUGCUGUCGCAUCAUGGAUGCCUUAAAAUAGUGUCCCCUAAAUAGUCUGCAUAUCUUCGCAGGUGUGUAGCUCAGAAACCAGUAUGGGCUCAAAACUUCAUGCAAAUGUGAAACACUCCCUUUGAUCUGAAAGGAAACAGACACUGCGCGUGCGGUGUGAACGUGGAACACAGUCUUCAUGGUGAAAUCGGUGAGAAAUGGUCGUUGGUCUCUGACAUUUGCUCGUGAUAUCCCAUUGCAGCAUGCUGGACGUGAAAAACUUGGACUACGCCUCCAACGCCACUGUGCUGUUCCAGAGGCUUUCAGUCAUCUGUGGUGAUGGCGUUCUCUUCGUGGGCGUCAAGAUGUGUGCUGACACGGUACCAGGUCAGGGCACGCAUCUGACCUCGGCGCGGGUGCGCCUGGCCGUCCUGACCCUGGGUAGUGCCGGUCUUCUGAUUGUCGACCACAUCCACUUUCAAUACAACGGCCUGCUCCUGGGACUGCUGUUGAUGAGCUAUGCCUGUAUGACCCAGGGCCGCUACCUGAAGUCUGCGCUGUUAUUCACCGUGCUGCUGAACAUGAAGCAUAUCUUCCUGUACUUGGCGCCGGCCUAUUUCGUCUUCCUGCUGCGCAACUACUGCGUCCGAGUACCGGCCGGCGGCUGGCUGCCACGGCCGCGUCCGGCGCACACCCUCCUUCUUGGCCUGGUGGUGCUGGGCGUGUUCGCCGUCUCCCUCGGCCCGUUCGCCGCCCUCGGCCAGCUUCCCCAGGUGCUCUCGCGGCUGUUCCCGUUCAAGCGCGGUCUGUGCCACGCCUACUGGGCCCCCAACUUCUGGGUGCUGUACAACCUGGCCGAUAAGCUGGCCGUGGCCGCCGCUGGCUGGCUGGGCCUACCAGUGUCGCCCGGCGUCGCCGCCAUGACGGGCGGCCUGGUGCAGGAGACGUCGCACGCCCUGCUGCCGACCGUCCCCCCGACGGCCACCUUCCUGCUAAGCGGCGCCGCCAUGCUGCCGGCGUUGGUGGCUUGCUGGCGGCGACCGGCCGACACAGCUGCCUUUUUGCGCGCGCUCGUCCAGUGCGCGCUAGGCUCGUUCCUGUUCGGCUGGCACGUGCACGAGAAGGCGCUGCUGCUGGCGGUGGUGCCGCUGGCGGUCCUGGCGCUGCGCUCGCAGACCGAAGCGCGCCUCUACCUGCUGCUCUCGGCUGCCGCGCACGUCUCGCUGUUUCCGCUGCUGCAUGGGCCGGCAGAGACGCUGGGCAAGGUGCUGGCCGCGCUCCUGCACGCCGGGUACGCGGCGCACGCACUGCCUGCGACUGGCGCGGCACUGUCGCGCCCCCAGGCGGCCUACCUGGCUGGCCUGGCGCCGCUCGUGCUGUACCACACCGUCGGCCACCGGUUGCUUGGCCUGCAUGGACGCUGGCCGUUCGUGCCACUGCUACUGACCUCGCUCUACUGCGCGCUGGGCGUGCUCUACUGCUGGUUGGCGCUCUACCGGCACAUGCUGUUCCGUGCCGACGUCGGUCAGAAGGUCAAGCAGCGGUAGGCGGGUACCGUGCGGGCAACGCGGCGAGGAACAGCGACGGGUGCGCACGUCCGGGCCGA